CAUCUCCAUCACCCAUUCCCACUGCAGAUCCAAAAAGCUCCCCUCUCUUUCUUCCCCUCUCUUGGAUUUCUUGGAUCCUUUCUUCUCUUUUUCUCUCACUCUCAAACGGUGAACUGAAACCCCAAGAAAACCCACUUGAAAAUUCAGCAGAAAGGUCCCAGCUUUCUUGUUGUUUCCCUUCUAUGGCGGCAGAGAACAACCUCAGCACCCUGAGAUCAAGAGAGGUCUCGACCAUGAUAAAGCAGGGCUUCAUCCCCGACCAGGCUCUCUGCUACUCCCCCUCCAGGUCCUCCCCAGCCCGGCCCCACCACUUCUCCCCCUCCUCCUCCCCGCCCAAUUCCUCCCCCGGGUCGGCCUACCGGUCCCUCACCCGCCCGACCCUCUUCGAGAUGAUGUCCCAGGAGCAGCACCGCCAGGACUCCUCCGCUCAAUUGAGGUCCAAAGUCUCGAGGAUCCUGUCGAACGCCCCAUUCAGCAACAGCAUUGCCAACGGGGGUUGUUGGGGGCCUAAUAAUCGGUCGGGGGAGGUGCGGCUCACGGUGGUGGCGAGGGACGGGUUCCGGGUAUCGAUGGACGUCCACCGGAGGGUCCUCUCGGAGAAGAGCCGGUACUUCGCCGAGAGGCUGAGGUUCGAGAAGGGGUCGCAUUUGGUGGAGGUGGAGAUCAGUGAGUGUGACGAUGUGGAGGUCUAUGUGGAGACUGUGGUCUUGAUGUACGGCGAGGACUUGAGGAGGAAAUUGACUGGGGAAGAUGUGAGCAAGGUCUUGGGUCUGCUCAAGGUUUCUUCCGCUCUCAUGUUCGAUGAAGGAAUCUCUGCAUGCUUAGAAUAUUUGGAAGCAGUUCCAUGGUCGAAUGAGGAGGAGGAGAAGGUCAUAUCUCAUCUCCAUCAACUUCACCUCCUUGACUCGGCAACAGAACUCCUCCAGAGAGUCUCAGCCAAACCCUCCACAUCGGCGAGAUCUGAUGAUAUCUUCAUGAGACUGCUGACUGGCGUCCUACAGGCAAAGGAUGAAAAAGCCCGCCGAGAAAUGAAGACUAUAAUCUCGCGGUUACUCAGAGAAGAUUCUUCCUCUCAACACAGUGAUAAUGGAUGUGUUGAUGUAUCACGAGACACCCUUUACCAUAUAUGCCACCAGUGUCUCAGUUCUCUCAUUCUGUGCCUAUCAGAAGCUACGGGAGUGGAUGAGAAAAGCGGGCGGGACCGAGGAGUGCUGAUGGGCGAGAUUGCCCGGGAGGCAGAUAAUCUAAACUGGGUCAUCGAUAUCCUAAUUGAUCGGAAGGUAGGGGAUGAGUUUGUGAAGUUGUGGGCUGAUCAGAAGGAGCUUGCUAUCCUCCACUCGAAGAUCCCCACGAUGUAUAGGCAUGGGAUUAGUCAAAUCACCGCUCAGCUAUGCAUCGCAAUUGGGAGGGGGAGCAUCCUCGUUCCUCGAGAAAUUAGACUCGCUUUGCUGCUGACAUGGCUUGAGGGUCUGUACGAGGACUUUGGUUGGAUGAGGAGGGCUUCAAGAUCGAUGGACCGGAAGCUCGUUGAAGAAGGCCUGGGGCAGACGAUCCUGACCCUUCCUAUGUCCAAUCAGCAGGCGAUUAUGCUGAGCUGGUUCGACCGAUACCUUAAUAAGGGAGACGAUUGUCCCAACAUCCAGAGGGCAUUUGAGAUUUGGUGGAGGAGGGCUUUUGUGAAGCAGAAUGCCAGUGAGAUUAGUGAUCCACACUUGCAAAUAACCGUGUGCGAGUACCCGAACUGAGAUGCUUGGCAUGGAGAAAAUUCGGUGGAAGAAGGAUAGCAUAAACAUUGAGGUGGAGAAAGUAUAAAUUUGUCAGUCCACAUAGUUGUGCUAUGCAACCAUUACCUUUGCUUGACAUCUGAUUGGAAGUCGUUCUCUCGUGGUGAAGGGGCUGUGUUGGAAUUUCGGGUAAAAUGUGUACAUUCUUCGGUUGGAUUUGAAGACAAAUCCAUAUUGAUCCAGUCAUCUGGUCCUUGUGAGGAGGCAGCAGUUCAACCUUUUGCUCGCAGCGGAAUAAGCUGCUGUCAAUAAAUUGUGAGGAAUUGUAUAGUUCUUUCCUUCGCUUGCACAUCUGAAGCCUUCUAAAGGCACAGAAGUAUCAUCUAGAAAAACUUACUUAGGGGCAAAA
This is a messenger RNA of Punica granatum (pomegranate), 2133 nucleotides long. The record is from RefSeq and is a predicted model, not a curated record. NCBI's taxonomy places the organism in Eukaryota, Viridiplantae, Streptophyta, Magnoliopsida, Myrtales, Lythraceae.